AUGUAUGGACUUAUUUUUGAAGUUGUCGAAGAGUGGGUCAUCGAGAAAUAUGGGCUCAACGUCUGGCACAACAUAAAGGAGCUUGCUGGUAACAAGAGGAAAGACCAAACAUACCUGCGGCGAGAGCACUAUCAGGAUGAAGAACUUGUGGAUCUCAUCGAUGCCGCCUCUGACAUCCUCAAGAUUUCUGUUACAAGUGUUCUCGAAUCGUUUGGGAGAUUUAUAAUCAUGCAUCACUUUGCCAAUGGAUACGAUGAACUCCUAAAAUGUCAGGGGUCGACCCUGCGCCAAUGGCUUUCAAACCUCAAUGCUAUGCAUGACCACGUACAAAGAAGUUUCCCAGGGGAGAACUUCAUUGCUCCAAUCUAUUGGUGCGAAGAUUGUGACGAGGUCGAAGGCUCUAUUCUUUUACAUUAUUAUACCCUACGGGGAACCUUGUUGGUACCCAUGACCGUUGGUAUCGUCGAGCAAUUGGCGUCUUAUCAUUUCAACCUGGAGGUCAAGAUGGUGCAACUAGCAUUACAGGGUCAAGAUGGAAGCUCCUUUACUUCAUGGCGUAUUUCAGCAGUGGAGGAAUCGCAGAAAUGGAAACUCUCCCCUCAUACAUCUUCCCAAGGCAAUGGGGAAAACAAGCCUGUCAGUUUCGAUGGCGUUUCAUUGCCUGACAAAUGUCCUUUCUCAGGCCGAGCGCUGAAGCGCAGCAACGACAGCACGAACGAUGAGAAAUCUAUAAGUCCAUCAGGAAUAGAAGAAGUCGCUUCAGUUAGCUCUAGCUCUCUUUCAAGACCAAGUGACAGUGACAACGACUUCAGCUUUUCUGGGCAGCACCUCAAAGAGUUGUUCCCUUUUCACAUCCUUGUCGACCAAGCCUUCUCAGUUCUUCAGAUUGGAUCAAAGCUACCAAGACUCCUUGAAAAGUCCAUUUCGCAGCUGGAAGGCUUGCAUAUCAGUGAGAUCGUUCAAAUUACACGACCGGUAUUGGGGUCAUCUUGGGACUGGAAGUCUCUUAAUAAAUUGUCGGAUCAAAACUUUUUCCUCACUCCAACUACACAGACAACCUCGCUACAAAAGAAAGUCUCCAUGGCAGAUAGCACUAUCCGAUUUCAGGCUUCAAUAUAUCGACUGUCACCGACUAAGGUCAUGUUCGCACUGACUCCUCAUGCGCAAAACGUGAAUGAGCUAAACCGAAUGGGCUUGAUGCUAACCGAUCUUCCGCUCUCCAGCUGUCAGCGCGAUGCAGUCUUUUUGGGCGAGCACGUUGCUCAGGAAUCAGACAAAGCUCACAAGCUGGACAAACUCAGCAAGCAACUGAAAAGUGAAAAAGACCUGUCCAACACUCUUCUCAACAACAUGCUUCCUCAAAAGGUCGCCGAGGAUCUUCGGCGAGGAAAGACUGUUGAGCCAACGUUCCAUGAAAAUGUCACACUGUUCUUCUCUGACGUUGUUGGAUUCACCGCCAUCUGCGAUCAAGUCGAGCCGUGGGAUGUCAUUGCCAUGAUGAACCAACUGUACUCAGUGAUGGACUUUCUCGCCAGUCACUUUGGUCUCUACAAGGUUGAGACUGUUGGUGAUGCGUACUUGUGUGCUUCUGGGCUAUUAAAUCCUGAUGAAUAUCACGCUGAGAAGAUGGCGAACUUCGCUUUGGCAGUUCGGGAGUGUGUCCAGCACGUGAAGUCUCCAGUCGAUGGAUCGCCUAUUCAGCUUCGAAUUGGAAUCCACACUGGCAGUUGUACUUCUGGUGUCAUUGGAACAUUGACGCCUCACUACUGUUUGUUCGGUGACAUGGUAAACACAGCGUCUCGACACGAGUCGACGGGUAUGCCGGGCAAGAUCCAAUGUUCGAGUGUGCUGUAUAGUAGACUCGAACAUUUUUCGAAAAUGGAUAUUGGCCAGUACAUCUUUAGCGCACGUGGUCUUGUUGAGAUGAAAGGCAAGGGAGAGCAUUAUACCUAUUGGCUGGAAAGCGCUACAGAAGCAAACACUGGAGUGAACGAGGAAUCCUUGGCAAGUCUUUCAAGGCAGGUUCAAGGAAUACUAGCGACUAAUUCUUGGAAGAAGAGACGCUACUUUGGACGAGGUGGAAUCCUUCGAAAUGAUGCAGAUGCUUCAGACGUAUCUGCUUCGGGAACCUCAUCUCACGAUGGAUCGACCCCAAGCUACACAACUGAAGUUUCGAGUAGCUUGCUUGGCAGCGACGAUUCCGUUCAAAACGGGGAUGAUUUUAUGGAUGAUGAAGACGAUCCAAUGCCACGGAAAACCAUUAUUGAUUUUCCACAGGAAAAUGGGCUGCAGAUACCCCAACCAUGGGGAACGAUAGGAAGUCAAAAGGAAAAAUUUCCUGAGGAAGCGAUAGGUAAAUCUCUCUGUCGGUCACUUGCUACGUGCAUUCAGAAAGAGGGAGAGCGAAUAAGGAUGGUUGAAGAUCAGCUCCGAGCAUUUGUUUCCUCUAUUGCGCAGAUCUAUGAUAGCAGCGCCAACGAGACAUCACUAGAUCACAUUGCUGAAGUCUUUCGACGAGCGAAUUUCCUUUGGGAAGCUAGAGAUCCGAACGAAAGAUCUCCCUACGCACUUGGUGCCAACCCGUGGGACCAUUUCACUCUUCUUUUCAGUGCCUUUAUCCACCGAGUCAAGCAUACUGGAUCCACGAACGCCACUCUUCAGAGUGAGAAGCACCUCAUUGCCCAGAUGUACGAAGGGCAACUGUCUUGUCAGGAGAGACGAUCGGUCGACUUUGCAUUCACCCUACUGGAAGACGAGUUCGGGGAAUUAUAUGACGAAGUCACCUUUGGCUGUCCCAACUUCAGAAGCCUGGUCCGCAAGACAGUUCUCAGCACAGACCUAGAGAAUGAAAGUACCGUUCACAAAAUGCUUGGAAAGUGUGAGAAACUAAACUUGAUGGAUUGUGUGGAUGAGCGACAAAGCCGUGAACGUAAUACGGCAAACAUCGGACUCAUCUUGGCCGUGGCUACAGUCGGGCAAUAUACGCAAUCGCUCGAUCAGUUCCUCCAGUACAUCGGUGAAGCGUAUGACAAAGUGACGAAGGCUUCCGAUAGCAGCAGUUCAGAAAGCUGGUAUCGCGAGCAGCACAUGUUCAUGAAGUAUGUCUUACUCCCCUUGAUCGAAGAAGUGACAUCUGUGUUGCCGCUUUCUGGAUACUUGGAAGAAGGUGCAACGGAAAACAUUGCAUUUUGGGACAAGAGGGGGCAAGAGUGGAUGGUGUCUAGCAGGCUGAAGAAAGCAAAGCUCCAUAGGGCAAUAGUAGGCAGCGCCAUAUCGAAUACAUCUCCGUCAAGUUGCUGCACUCAUUCGCUCUCUGCUACUAGUGAAGGUUCGAGUACUUCCGAGUAUUAUUUGGCAUCUCAGAUGGUGACCGAAGCGGAAUCGUUAUCGAAAGUGAUGGCUCGUUACGAACGAAAGUACGAGACAGUUUUGGGGAAUCUGAUAGCUCUAGCUUACAAAGGGCAGGCCCGUCCAAUGGACCUCGAACAUAAAGGGUUGUCAGAAGUCCACAAACAUUUCAAGGAGCAGGAAUGGUAUAGAUCUCAUGCAGAUAAUGAUGGGGUUCUUCUUCGAUUAUGA
Cylindrotheca closterium is the source of this 3579-nucleotide messenger RNA. The record is from the annotation of a GenBank genome assembly. NCBI's taxonomy places the organism in Eukaryota, Bacillariophyta, Bacillariophyceae, Bacillariales, Bacillariaceae.